CCCUCGAGAACGGCGACUCGACGCGGUGGUACCUCUCGCUUUCACUCGCCGCGUGGUUGCGCGAAGAGGAGGCUAUCACGACCGUUCUCAGCGACGGGUCUCAGUAUCCGCCGGAGAGUCGUUGGAGGUACGUGUUUAAUUCUUGAUGUCUUUGAUACGACACCACGGCAUCCGUGUAACACCUGAAAGAAUAAGAGGCAGAGUGAGCACGAGCGGAAGAUUCUUCAUUGAAUUACCGAAUCUUCGUGCUGCACCGCGCCGAUAGCGAUCGCAAGGGCGGGAGAAACCGCGGCGUGCGCGGAAGAGGCACGCAGCUAUAAGAGAUAUAAGAAGAUACAGAGGACGAUACCCGGAAAAACAUAGAAAUGGUGACAGUCGGCCGAGUCAAAAGCAGCUCGAUACUGCUGUGUACAUUGGUUAUCGCAGUGCCAACGAUAUUGUCGACAGUCAGCGAAUUUAGUAUUUCCGAAUACGUCUACGGGAUAGAUCAUGACUUGCAAGCGAGAGCACGUUCGGCAAUUGAAGCAGAGAGAUUCGCGUACCGAUCACGAACAAACAGAAUACAGUCAGCGAACACACACUGCAAGAUCCGAUCAGAAAGGCCGUGUCCACCGAGCAAAUACAGAACGCCUUCCGGUGCGUGCAAUAAUAUCAGACAUCCUGCAUGGGGUGCCAGAGGUUUCCCGUUCCUCAAAUUACUGCCAUCGGCGUACUCGGAUGGUAUCUCGAGACCGCGUCAGUCGGUGGGCAGUCACAGCCUACCCGCGUCGUCCGAUCUCAUCUCUAGAGUUCUGACUUCCACUUCGGAAGUAGGAAGUCACGAGGGUCUGACUAGUUUGUCCGGGAUUUGGUCAGAAUUGGUAUUGCAAGAUAUAGCUGUUACGGUGCAUCCUGCGGGGCCCGAAAACCAAUGCUGCUCGAACGAGCAACGGCAUCCGGAGUGCUACGAGAUGCACGACGAGAAGCUCGGCUGCAAGCGUUACUGGCGAUCGGUGCCGAGUUUGCCGAUGAACGGCUGUCAAUUCGAGACGAGGGAGCAAAUGAACGGCGCCUCGGCGUAUCUAGACGGUUCCGGUAUCUACGGUGCAACCGACGACAAACUGCAUUUAUUGAGAACGUACGAUAACGGCAAGGUCGAUCUAAGCGCUUGCGAGGUGUGCAAUCGCACCGAUCGCCACACGCUCGGCCUGCUACAUCGGAUUUUCCUGCGCGAGCAUAAUCGCAUAGCGGACAAAUUGGCCGAGUUGAAUGCGCAUUGGGAUGACACAAAAUUAUUUCUAGAAGUGCGUCGUAUCGUCGUCGCGCAGCUGCAACAUGUCACUUUCAACGAAUACCUGCCGGCGAUACUGAGAGAAGCUGCUUUGGUGGAUCCUGAGCUCAGGCCACGUGCGAACGGCUUCUACGAAGGCUACUCUUCAUCCAAUAAGGCAGGGACAUAUCAUGCCGCAGCUCUGACAGCUUUGAGAGCUCUUGCGUGGACGCACGCGGAUGAGAUUCGCAGCAUCGAGGAUCACGUAAUCACAUCGGCUAAUCGCGUUGAUCUCGCAGCUGCCCCGGACGCAGCUGCCUGGUCCGUGCACGUAGCAAGAGAUCACGGGAUACCCGGAUACGUCAAGUUUCUGGAUAAUUGUUUAGGAGAAAGCGUUAAGAUCGAAAACUUCACGAAUCUGGUGCAAGUGAUGCGAUCUGAGCAUGCAGAGCUACUCAGCUCGAUUUACAUGAACUUGGAAGAUGUGGAUCUUUUCGUGGGCGGAAUCCUGGAGACUCCCGCCACGGGCGCCGCGGUUGGUCCGACAUUUGAGUGUCUUUUAAAAAAGCAGUUCGCGACAGUGAGAAAUUCCGAUCGUUUCUGGUACGAAAACGACCUUCCACCGUCGGGACUGACGGCGGCGCAACUGGCUGAGAUACGAAAAGUGUCCCUCGCCGGUAUUUUGUGCUCCAACACGGACAUCCGCAGAAUUCAGCCGAGAGUGUUCAUUCGGCAGGAUCCGUAUCUCAACAGCAACAUUAAUUGCGAGCAAUACGAACCGCUGAACGUUGCGGCGUGGAUUGAGAAACCGUUGUCGCUUCCGUCCGCGAUCGAACACGACGACUUUGCGAACACGGACGUGCGCGAUCCGACGCGAUUCUUACCGGAGAUCAACCCGGAAGUGCUUGCCGCCGCGGUGAAGAAAGCGGAGGAGGAGCUGAUCGAGCGAAAGCAGCUCGAAUACAACGCUUGGAUGGAGCAAAGAAUCGCUGAUCCGAGAUCGCCCGCCGGCACCGCGGCCAGCUUCUCCAAGGCUAACAAGGACGCCCUGUUGCUCGCCAAUUCGUCCAUCAUGUACGAGCUGGCGACGAACGAGAUUCUGAACGGCGUGCACGGUCUCCGGCGUAGGAAGCGACAGAUCUUCGAGAACACGGAGAACGUCCUCGGCUUUCCCAACUCGAACGAGUUCUCCGAUUUGCUGCAGAAUGUCGACAUCUCCGGCUUCCUGAAUUCGCAUCACAAAGCGACGAAUCACGAGGAGGUGCAGUGCCCGGUCGACAACUCCGCGUGCGACCCCACUACGCCUUUCCGGACUCUGUCGGGUCACUGCAACAAUCUGCGCAAUCCCAGUCUCGGCAAGUCGCUGACGACCUUCGCCCGCCUGCUGCCACCCGCUUACGAAGACGGUGUCUCCAAGCCAAGAUCCACUUCCGUCACCGGCACGCAGCUGCCGAAUCCACGCGUCAUCUCCACCGUCAUCCAUCCCGACAUUUCUAAUCUGCACAACCGCUACACGCUGAUGGUGAUGCAGUUUGCGCAGUUCUUGGACCACGAUCUAACGAUGACGCCGAUACACAAGGGAUUUCAGGAGUCGAUUCCCAGUUGCCGUUCGUGCGACUCGCCGCGAACCGUGCAUCCCGAGUGCAAUCCGUUUCCCGUGCCGCCGGGCGAUCACUUCUAUCCCACUGCGAAUGUAUCGUCGGGCGCUCCCAUGUGCUUCCCGUCGAUGAGAUCGCUGCCGGGCCAGCAGCACUUGGGGCCGCGCGAACAGGUGAAUCAGAAUACCGGCUUCCUCGACGCGUCGGUCGUUUACGGUGAAAACUCGUGCAUCUGCAACAUCCUGCGCGGCUACAACGGCCGCAUGAACAUCACCUCGAGUCCGAGUCGCGGUAGGGAUCUGCUGCCGCAAUCGCCAACUCAUCCGGAAUGCAAGUCUCGAUCGGGAUAUUGUUUCAUCGGCGGCGACGGCCGCGCCUCGGAGCAACCGGCGUUGACGGUCAUGCAUACAAUGUGGAUACGCGAGCACAAUCGCGUAAUGGAAGGCCUGCGACAGGUAAACUCCCAUUGGGACGGAGAAAAGCUGUUCCAGGAAACUCGACGCAUCAUUAGUAGCAUGUUGCAGCACAUUACGUAUAACGAGUUUCUGCCGAGGAUCCUCGGCUGGAACGCCGUCAGCCUGUACGGUCUGAAAUUACUGCCGCAAGGUUACUACAAGGAAUAUUCGCCCACCUGCAAUCCCAGCGUGCUCAAUGAAUUUGCCACGGCGGCAUUCCGAAUUGGUCAUUCACUAUUGCGACCGCAUCUGCCGCGUAUGGAUCGCAGCUAUCAAAACAUUGAUCCGCCUAUUCUGUUGCGUGACGGAUUUUUCAAUACGGACAUGCUCUUUCAGGAGAAUAUGAUUGAUGAGAUGAUACGCGGCUUGGUGACCACGCCGAUGGAGACGCUAGAUCAAUUUAUCACCGGCGAGGUGACCAAUCAUCUAUUCGAGCAGCGCGGUAUUCCGCAUUCCGGCGUUGAUCUAAUAGCUCUGAACAUUCACCGAGGACGCGAUCACGGAUUACCGUCGUACAAUCAUUAUCGGGCGCUUUGUAAUCUGAAGAAAGCUAGCACGUUUGAGGAUCUGUCCAGGGAAAUGGCACCCGAGGUGAUAGCUCGCAUGAAGCGCAUAUAUGCCUCCGUGGACGACAUCGAUCUGUUCCCAGGUGGUAUGAGCGAGAGACCGCUUCAGGGCGGUCUGGUCGGACCCACCUUCGCCUGCAUCAUCGCCAUUCAGUUCAGACAGUCGAGGAAGUGCGAUCGUUUUUGGUACGAGACCGACGAUCCGAAUAUUCGCUUCACCGAGCAUCAGUUAGCGGAGAUCCGCAAGACCACCCUGACCAAGGUGAUGUGCGAGAAUAUGGACCACCAGACGGACAUGCAGAGAGCGGCGUUCGAUUUGCCCAGCAAUUUUCUAAACCCGCGGGUACCUUGCAGUUCUAUGCCCCACAUGGAUUUUUCCUCCUUCCGAGAGACUAGACACGGCUGCCAGAUCGGCGGAAGAAACGUCGCCGUUGGCGAAUCCGGUUUUCCCACGCCUUGCACCAGCUGCGUUUGUACCGCUGAAGGCACUCAAUGUGCUUCCUUGAGAGUCACGGACUGUAAUCAGCUUCUACGAGAAGCUUCUCGAGAAGCGAUCCUACGGGAUGAUGUGUGCACUGCCCAAUGUGGGUUUGUCCUAGCGGCUAGUGAGUCGAUGGCGAGACUGCAAUUUACCACGCCAAACAACCCGGGUUUUCCGGGUUUCCCACCACAUACGAACAAUCUGAGAAAUGCACCAACCCCGACCUCGUUCAACGGCUUCAAAUUACCCGAUCUCUCGCAGUUCAUUGGCUGAAUCGGAAGAGACGACUUAAAACUCACAGCUUGUUGUUUACUGAUUAUUGCAUUGUACGCGAAAAAUACACUGCCUUUACUUCGAAAGACUAUAUACGAUUCCAAAAUUUGACGAUCAGUCGGUCAUGUUCGAGUUCAAUAUUAUAAACUAAAAUAGAGAGGGAGAGAGAGAGAGAGAGAGAGAGAGAGAGAGAGAGAGAGAGAGAGAGA
Messenger RNA from Linepithema humile (Argentine ant), 4831 nucleotides. RefSeq lists its product as uncharacterized. Gene Ontology annotation, biological process: response to oxidative stress. Gene Ontology annotation, molecular function: heme binding; peroxidase activity. NCBI's taxonomy places the organism in Eukaryota, Metazoa, Arthropoda, Insecta, Hymenoptera, Formicidae. The record is from RefSeq and is a predicted model, not a curated record.